Molecule: messenger RNA, 1914 nt
Organism: Symbiodinium sp. CCMP2592
Lineage: Eukaryota; Dinophyceae; Suessiales; Symbiodiniaceae
Source: the annotation of a GenBank genome assembly
AUGGCUGAAUGCCAUGAAGCGGCGACCUUGUUGCCGGAGACAAAGAGCACAGAGGUGGCCGAGGCACGGAAGAGGCGACGCAGAAGUGCCCUCUUAGCCCUGCCAGCGCUGCUUCUCGCAGUGUCGCUGGUGUGGUGGAGGCAUCAGUCGACCGCUAGCUCACGCAACUUGGAGCCUGUGGCCCUUCCGGACGUUCAGCAGCUGAUCAGUUUGGCUGCUGCUCUGGAUCCAGAACAAGAGGUUCUGCAUGCCUUGGGCUUCCAGAACUCAAGCGACGACUUUCGAGAAUCGGUAAGGCGCAAGCUGCAGGCUGCGGGACUGCAGCCUCUCAGGGAGGCUCUGGAGGAGACGCCGACGGAGUACGAUCCAAGCGCCAACAUCGGUGUGGCGGUCUGCGUUGUGGACGUGGGCCAGGCCUUCUUCCAGUUGGGCCAAGGGCUGAUGGCGAUCAAUGCAGCCAGAAUCAGCUGCGUCACUGGUGCCAAUGUCAGUGCGGCUGACAAGCAGGCUUGCAGUGUCUCGGUGUCAUAUGCGAUUGCGGGAAUUGUGUGGGCCGUCAGCUUUGCGACGGAUGCCAUCUCGCAGUGCGCGGGCUCCUUGAACCUUCAGGCAGCUUGUGCCACGGAUUUGACGGUGAACCUCGGCUCCUGGGCCUUUCUGUCCUCCUCUAUCAGUUCCAUGGUGCUCAACUGCCCCACAAGCACGGAACCGCACACGCUGCAGUCGCUGUCGAUGCUCGGGGGACGACGCUCAGGUGAUGCAGAUGACAUGGAUGUCAAGAAACUUGCGCCGGACCCAAUCGUGGAGCGAGAAGCGAGCACGCUGGACAUGAUAGAAGAGAUCAAGCAACACAAGGAAGACGAGGAGAUCCGGAGUGCACUGAAAGCGACCUGCUUCUUCGACGUCGGUCAUGCUGCAUUCUGGGCCGCUCGGGUCGGCACGAGCAUCACUCAGGCCACUUUGGAUUGCACAGAGGCGAACUUCGCCAGUGCAGGCGAAGCAGGAAAGAUGUCCUGCUCAGUUGAUGUCAGCGGAAUUGUUGGGGCCGCUGCCUUUCUUGGCAGCACCAUCGCUCUAACAGUGGCUGGCUGCCCAGCAGCGCUUGACAAGGACGUCAGCAACACACUGUGUGCAGCUGCUAUCAUCGACACCGUUGGAGUAGUUGGAUACCUGGCCCAAUCCUUCUCCAGCAUCGGGUGCUCCUUCCACGAGGCCAAGGACAAGGACAUGUUGAGCAACUUGCGAGGCUUGAACGUCAGCACAAACCCCAAUGUGGGCUGGCUAACCCUGACGCUGACUGACCAGCACGUGCGUGGAGCCACAGAGGAGCGUCUGUGGGCUCUUGCUCGUCCUGUCAUGACUUUCAGAAACUUCUUCCUCUUCCACCUGAAGCACACGAAGAGCUACCUCCAUUCCAGGCUCCGGAAGCGUCUUGACCACUGGCAGCAGCAGAUCAGCAAAGCUCGUCGACGCCGGGCCCAGGAAAGGUGCACGGCCUUUGAAUCCGAAACUGGAGCCCCUGGUCCAGCCAUGGCCAAGCCCAAGCAGCGUCUCUUGACGACGCUGCUUCUUUGCGUGGCGGCCAUGUACUUCGGGCAAAGUCUUCUGGAAGCCUUCGUGGCACCAGCAAAGCAGGCAUCUCUACGAUCACGAGCACCCGCCGUGUCCAUGCAGUUUCUCCAGCAAGAGCCGAAGGAGACGCCAACUGAGCCGCCAAAAGGGCAACCAUCGUCACCGCAGGGCCCUGGGGAGUACAUCGUCAUUAUCGUCGGUCUCAUCAUCAUUGCGGCGCCCUUCUUCCUUUUCAGCCCGCCGGACGACUCGGUCGAAAGAUUCGUCGAAAAGGAGGAAAAACGCCGACUAAUCAGCGGCAAGGAGUUCGUGCCGCCUUCUCGCAGCACGGGGGCGGUGUGA